UUCACCUUCGUCAUUUACACUUUCCCUUCUGGAAAAAAUCCCUCCAAAGCACCAACCCCAAAGAUCAAUUUCCCUACCAAAGCUACAACUCCAAAGAUCAAUUUCCCUCCAUUCUUGCCUAAUCUUUCAUGAACUUUUAUCAAAUUUUCUCAAUUAUAAAAGCUUUUACACUUGUAUUUUUUCACAUUCUCUUGAAAAUCAAUCUCCUUUUUCUAGCUCUCAAUCUCCUUUGUCAUCUUCUCUGCUUAUCACUACCACCACCUGGUGGUAGUCAUAACCUUUUUCUCCCCUUUUCCAAUUGUGAUAUACUAAUAUUAGAAACACCAAACCUAAUCUUGGUUCCAGAUUUGAUUUCGAGUUCGUAACACGAUCCUUUCUUCUUCGAUUGCACUUCUAAAUUCUGGUUUCGAGACUCUGUUACAAGGAUAGGUUCCAUAUCUGCAUUCAAGCUAAAACAGGCCUAAAUUAUGCUAUUGAAGUAAUGAUGCUUAAUUGCUUACUGACAUUUAUUGAAAUUUGGAUGCUUCAAAUUUGCUUGGAUUUGUGAUAGUUGGUUUGUUCAUUCAUGCUAUGGAUCUAAUGUAUUUGAAAGUAAAAACUCAAUUACAGAAUAAGUAUAGGUACUGAAAUAUCGGAUUCGGUAGAUGCCGAAACCAUAUUUGCCCACCCCUAGCAAUGGGUGAAAUGGAGCUUGUAAAAUGCAAGACGGGUCCUGCUUUCGGUGUUUGUGACAAAAGAGCAUAAUGCAUUGUUUGGGAACCACAGUGCUAUGGUAGGUGAAAAUGCAAACAAGUCAAACGACCCAGUUCCCAUGGCGUUCUUCUAUUGCCAAGACAAACCGGAAAGGAGUUGGGAAUGCUAGAAAAGAGAGAGCCGUCGUCGGAAGUCGCAGGGAAUACUUGCACACUAGUCAACACCAGAACCCGUUGCAUUUUGGGAUAUUUGCUCUUGUUAACCAGCCACCACAAAGGUUCCAUUUGUUAUUCGUGAAAACUAGCAAAACAAUGGGCAUUCGAUUUUUAAAGUUUGUUAUCUUCAUCCUCUUACAGCUUUUCUUCUCUAGUUUCUCAUAUGGAACUGAUAUCAUCACCUCAUCCACCAAUCUUAGUGAUGGCAGAACCUUGGUUUCUAGUGAUGGAACCUUUGAAUUGGGGUUCUUCAGUUCUGGAAGCUCUGGUAAGAGCCGUUACUUGGGAAUUUGGUUCAAGAAAAUUCCAGUUCAAACUGUUGUUUGGGUUGCAAACAGAUGCAACCCCAUAAACGACUCAUCUGGUGUUUUGAUGAUAAACAGCACAGGCAAUCUGGUACUCCUCAGUCAAAGCAGGGGUGUUGUUUGGGCAGCAAACUCAAAGGAAGAAGCUCGAAACCCAGUAGUUCAGCUCCUGGAUUCUGGUAAUCUUGUUCUACAGGAUAGAAUCAUGGGUAUUUUGUGGCAAAGUUUUGACUAUCCUACCGAUUCUUUGCUAGCGGGGAUGAAGUUUGGAUGCAACUUAAGGACUGGUCUUAAUCGAAAACUAUCAGCAUGGAGGACACCAGAUGAUCCAUGCCCUGGAGACUUAACUUAUGGGAUAGAAAGAAAUAAUUUUCCCGAUUCUAUUAUGUGGAAAGGCUCAAAAAAGUAUUUCAGGUUAGCACCCUGGAAUGGCAUUGGAUGGAGUGGUGCACUGCACGCGAAGUCCAAUCCGUGGUUCAGGUUUAACUUCACCUCAAAUGAAGAGGAGGUUUACUCCACAUAUAACACGACAAGCAAAUCUGUAACCACAAGGCUUGUUCUGAACCAAACUUCCAGUAGGGGGGAGCGCUACAUAUGGAAUGAAGAAGCUCAGACUUGGACAUUGUUCAGUCAGGUUCCAUGGGAUAUCUGUGACAACUAUGGGACUUGUGGGGCAUAUGGGACCUGUGUGAGUACAGCACUGCCACCUUGUCAAUGUUUGAAAGGUUUCAGGUUUAAAUCACAAGAGGGGAGCUCAGUGGACUGGAUUCAGGGUUGUGUGCGCAACAACCCUUUGGACUGCCAGAAAGGAGAUGGAUUUAAAAAAUUUGGUGGGUUGAAGUUACCAGAUACUGCACAUUCUUGGGUGAAUAAAAGUAUGGAUCUCAAUGAGUGUAGAGCUAAAUGCUUAGUGAAUUGUUCUUGUAUGGCCUAUUCAACCUUGGAUAUUAAAGAAGCUAGCGGCUGUGCAAUCUGGUUUGGUGAUCUAAUUGAUCUUAGACAGGCCCAAUCUACUGGACAGGAUUUAUAUAUUCGAAUGUCUGCUGUUGAUUCAGAAAGAGAAAUUGAUCGGAGCAAUGAAAGACAAAAGGAAGAUUUAGAACUCCCAUUUUUUGAGUUUGUUGUAAUAUCCAAAGCCACCAAUGAUUUCUCUUCUGUUAGAAAGCUAGGAGAAGGUGGCUUCGGGCCUGUAUACAAGGGUACUUUGCCUGAUGGAAGAGAAAUUGCUGUGAAGAGGCUCUCAAGAAGUUCUGGACAAGGAUUAGUUGAGUUCAAGAAUGAAGUAGCACUUACAGCCAAACUUCAACAUCGAAAUCUUGUAAAGCUUUUAGGAUGCUGCAUUCAAGGGGAGGAGAAAAUGUUAAUCUACGAAUACAUGCCUAAUAAAAGUCUGGACUACUUCAUUUUUGGUUCGGCUUCCUAUGAUACAAGAAGGAAUCUAUUAGACUGGUCAAGGCGUUUUCACAUUAUUUGUGGAAUUACUAGAGGGCUUCUUUAUCUACAUCAAGAUUCUAGAUUGAGGAUCAUCCAUAGAGAUAUCAAAGCUAGCAAUGUUUUGCUUGAUAAUGAAAUGAAUCCCAAAAUUUCAGACUUUGGCUUGGCUAGAACAUUUGGAGAACAAUCAGAUGGGAAAACAAAUAGAGUGGUUGGAACCUAUGGUUAUAUGGCACCGGAAUAUGCUAUUAAUGGACAAUUCUCAGUCAAAUCUGAUGUAUUUAGCUUUGGCAUAUUGUUGCUUGAGAUAAUAAGCGGGAAGAAGAAUAGAGGGUUUUACCAUCUUAGCCAUACUGUUAACCUGAUUGGACAUGCAUGGAUAUUGUGGAAAGAAGGACGUCCUUUAGAACUGAUUGAUUCAUUUGUGAAAGAAUCUUGCACUCUUUCCGAAUUAUUAAGGUGUAUCCACAUUGGUCUUUUAUGUGUUCAACAACAUUACAAAGACAGGCCGAGUAUGUCAUCUGUGGUUUUGAUGCUGGGUAGUGAGACUGAAUUGGUACAACCCAAAGAACCUGGUUUUCUUUUUGACAAGAAAUCCCCUGAAAUAGAUCCCUUAUUCACUAAACUUGAAUCAAGUUCAACAAAUGAACUUAGUCUCUCAGUGUUGGAGCCUCGAUAAAAAUUACUUGAAAGCUGCAUGCCUCUUGCUAAUUAUUUUAUUUACUGUUGAUCACAAAUGUUUGCCAUAUAGCCUUAACCAUUAUUUGUGCAAAAUUAAUAGAGAUACUUAAAUUGU
This is a messenger RNA of Rubroshorea leprosula, 3443 nucleotides long. Lineage: Eukaryota; Viridiplantae; Streptophyta; Magnoliopsida; Malvales; Dipterocarpaceae. The record is from the annotation of a GenBank genome assembly.